Molecule: messenger RNA, 1109 nt
Organism: Drosophila sulfurigaster albostrigata
Lineage: Eukaryota; Metazoa; Arthropoda; Insecta; Diptera; Drosophilidae
Source: RefSeq, a predicted model, not a curated record
AAUUAAGAAUCAAAUAUGAAUCGCACACGCCGCAACGUUGUAAAUAAACCAUUUGUUUCUGGUGGUAAUCCCAAUGCAGCUGCCGCUGCAGCAGCGGCUGCGACGCCGGCUCCGCAGCCAUUGGAAAAUGUGGAGACAACGCCGAUAACCGUCAAGGCAGAACCAACAACUCCAGCAAAAAUCAACAAUUCCCGCGAAGCGGAUGCCGCGGAUCAAAAUGUUAAGAUGGAGUCCAACAACGGCGAGGACUUUGAAGAUGAUAGAAUACCAUUAAAGAAAAUAUUCCAAAAACGCAAGAAGUCUUCGGAGAGGACGCGUAACAAGAAACUUCGUCAGAAUCGUCAAUUGCGCAAGUCCAUGGUGCCCAAGAAUGCGUUGAUGGCAUUGAACGAGGUAAAGGGCAUAAACAUCAGUGACUUUACGAUCAACAGUAACCCGGAUGGCGGCUUUACCGCUAUUGUCACUGUUAAUUCGGUGCAGUACGAGGGCAAGGGUCACUCGAAGAUGGCAUCAAAAAAUUUGGCUUGCGAAAAGGCUUUGCGCGAUUACAUUAUUGGCAGAAUGAUGCCAAGGCCGCGUUCAACACCAAAGACAGCAACUACAGGUGGCGAUGGAGCACCAGAGCCGAUGGUUACAAACGUUGGCGAGCCAUCUGAUACACCAGAAGAUGAUGUACCCAUGUUUAAUUUGGCUUCAUGCAUUUACAAGCUGUUUGCCGAAUGGGAACGCGAGGGUUUCGUUGUACCCGAAAUGCAUCCUUCAUGCGGUGGUAAUUCCAACGCUCAAUCAAAUGCCCAAGAUGCGCCAGCGGCCGCUGCUGCAGUUGUGCCCAAGGAGCCAAAGAAACCGCCUGUGCGGACUGAGCUGCCAGCCAGCUGGGAGACGAUGCAUCCAGCUACAUUAUUAUGCGUUAUGCGUCCAGGACUUUCUUAUGUUGAUCACGGUUGCAUUGGCGACAAACCAAAUAUUAUGCAGUGUCUGGGAGUUAUUGUGGACAAUCAGGAGUUUACCGCCAAUGGGCGUUCGAAGAAGAUUGCACGUCGCAAUGUCGCCGUUAAUGUCUGUAACAGUUUGUUCAAUACGAACUUCACAUACGAAGAGUAUUAAAA